AUGGUUAUAGAUGAAGAAAAUGCAGAUGAAAAUUCACAAAGAAAAACUAGAGGGCCAACAUAUAUGAUAGAAAUAUGGGGUAAACCUAGUAGUUGUCAUCAGUACAAAGUUAGAUUUGAUAAGGAUGGUGAGCCUAUUGGCAAGAACAAGUCCAAAUUUACUGAGUUCUUAGGAACAAUAGCAAGAAAUGGAAAGUAUGCUCCUCUAGACGUGACAGAUUGGCGUGAAAUGACAAAUGAUAAGAAGCAAGACAUGCUUGUACUGGUGAAGGAAAAAUUUCGUCUUCCUCGAGGUGCAGAUUUCUGGACUUUGAAAUCUAUCGGCAAAAAAUGGAGAAAUUGGAAAUCAGCUUUAAAGGCAAAAUAUUACAAUCCAAAUGAAUCCAUUGAGAGUCAAAUUAACAAUAGGGAUCAGCAGAUCUUGAAAGAUCAGUGGAGAAAUCUUCUGGCUUACUGGAGCUUAGAGGAAACAAAGAAUACCAGCGAGAAGAAUAAGAUGAGUCGGGCUAAGAAAACAAUGAAUCAUAAGACAGGGAAGAAAUCGUAUGCUCAAAUUCGAAAGAAAUUGCAAGCUUUGAAGGAAAAAGUUAGCCAACUUCCCCCUGGUUCUAAUGAUGAUGUUGGUCGUAAUGAUGCAUUUGCCCAAGUAUUUAGGGAAGAUAACAAUGGGCGUGUGCGCAUGUAUGGUCUAGGUGUGACACCAUCAAACAAAUGGGGUAACGUACCUAGUCGCAGCACUUGUCAGCGUAUCGUUAUGGAGCAAAAGGCAGCAAUUUCUAAGAUGGAAGAUAAAUUUGCUGAGCAAGAUCAGCAGCUGAAAGACCAAGCCAAAGAACUUGCAGAGCUCAAAGCAAUUGUGUGUCAGCAGCAAAGUAGUGGCUCAAAAACUGGUGGCUCGAUAAAUUCAACGUCCUCUAAUCAUGUUUCAAAAUCACCUAUUGGUGCUCAUUCUCUUCAGGUAUGUUCAUGA
This is a messenger RNA of Coffea eugenioides, 969 nucleotides long. RefSeq lists its product as uncharacterized. NCBI's taxonomy places the organism in Eukaryota, Viridiplantae, Streptophyta, Magnoliopsida, Gentianales, Rubiaceae. The coding region runs from base 1 to 969 and encodes 322 amino acids. The transcript has 4 exons. The record is from RefSeq and is a predicted model, not a curated record.